Molecule: messenger RNA, 1530 nt
Organism: Camelina sativa (false flax)
Lineage: Eukaryota; Viridiplantae; Streptophyta; Magnoliopsida; Brassicales; Brassicaceae
Product: PGR5-like protein 1B, chloroplastic
Biological process (GO): photosynthetic electron transport in photosystem I
Cellular component (GO): chloroplast thylakoid membrane
Molecular function (GO): oxidoreductase activity, acting on iron-sulfur proteins as donors
Source: RefSeq, a predicted model, not a curated record
GAAACAAAACCCAAAAGAAAAAAAAAAAGAAAAAAACAGAAGGAACCUGAAACUCCAAAACAUCCACAUCUCAAUUCUCAACCACACAAAAGCUCAACCUUCUUACCAUUUUUUUUUUGGUUUCUUCUUCCCAGAAACAACAACGAUCUCACUCAGAUCAAUUUUUUUUCCCAGAAGAAUUAAAAAAAAAAUGAGCAGUAAGAUGAUGGCCUUUACUCUAUCAACCCCUAGAUUUUCUUCGAUUUCUCGCAAACCCAUCAACACUUGUUCUCCUUCGAGGACACACUCUGUUCCUCACUUCAGCCAUGCACGAUCGAUUUCUCUUAGAAGAAGACUUCUCUUAUUGCCCCUUCAAGCUUCCACCGAUCAAUCAGGUCAGGUGGGUGGGGAAGAAGUUGAUAGCAAGAUUUUACCUUACUGUAGCAUCAACAAGAAUGAGAAGAGAACCAUCGGCGAACUGGAACAAGAGUUUCUCCAAGCGAUGCAAUCGUUCUAUUACGAAGGCAAGGCGGUUAUGUCUAAUGAAGAGUUUGAUAACCUUAAAGAAGAGUUGAUGUGGGAAGGAAGCAGUGUUGUCAUGCUAAGUUCUGAUGAACAAAGAUUCCUUGAAGCUUCGAUGGCUUAUGUCUCUGGAAAUCCAAUCUUGAGUGAUGAAGAAUACGAUAAGCUCAAAAUGAAACUAAAGAUGGAUGGAAGUGAAAUUGUGUGCGAGGGUCCAAGAUGCAGUCUUCGUAGUAAAAAGGUUUACAGUGAUCUUGCCAUUGAUUACUUCAAAAUGUUCUUACUGAAUGUACCAGCAACUGUUGUUGCUCUCGGACUAUUUUUCUUUCUUGAUGAUGUUACGGGUUUUGAAAUCACAUACCUGCUCGAGCUUCCGGAACCGUUCAGUUUCAUUUUCACAUGGUUUGCUGCGGUGCCUGCAAUUGUAUAUCUGGCGCUAUCACUCACCAAACUGAUCAUCAAAGACUUCUUGAUCUUGAAGGGCCCUUGUCCAAACUGUGGAACAGAGAAUGUAUCCUUCUUUGGAACAAUACUUUCCAUCUCCAACGAUGGUAACACCAACAAUGUCAAGUGCUCUGGCUGUGGAACGGAGAUGAUCUAUGAUUCAGGUUCUCGUUUGAUCACAUUACCAGAAGGUGGCAAAGCUUAACCCUAUGAGCCAAGGGAAAUGUAUGUAAAAUUGAUAUACUAACAGAUGAAGAAGGUGGAGAAAUUAAAGAAGAAGAAGAAAAGCAAAAGACUUUGUUUGUGUGCUUUUUGGUAUAAUCUUUAGAUCUUUUCUUGUAGUUGUCAUUGACUUAUACUGUGUUUGUUAGUAAUGUGAGGCGCAAUCAAAGAAAAACAUCGUAUGGUUACUUCUUUGAGAAACUUUGCUCUCAUUAGAAAACAAGGAAAAAUAGCACCACCUUGUUUUAUUUUAUUUCAUUUUACUUUUAUUUCAUUUUUUUUUGUUUGUUAUAGUUUUGAUUAUAUGUGUGUUCCAUAAUCUUGCAUUGAAAAAUUAUAUUUGUUAAUCCAUGUGAAACUGUA